This is a messenger RNA of Capronia coronata CBS 617.96, 426 nucleotides long. RefSeq lists its product as uncharacterized. The transcript has a single exon. The record is from RefSeq and is a predicted model, not a curated record. Bases 1 to 426 code for a protein of 141 amino acids. NCBI's taxonomy places the organism in Eukaryota, Fungi, Ascomycota, Eurotiomycetes, Chaetothyriales, Herpotrichiellaceae.
AUGAGUACCGACUUCCACCAACAUCAAAAUCCUCAUCCUUCCUCCCUCGAACCAUUCCCUCGCUUCAUCGACUCGGCCCCUCCCAAUUCGGCCAACUACUUCUCUUCGCCCAUGGCUAUGGCCGCCGUCCAACUGCUGGCCUCGUCCAGUUCCUCCCACCUGGGACCCAAAAAGCCUUGGAUAUCCGUGCCGGCCAAGGUCUCCAAUUACCUUCGCUUGCGCUACUAUCAGUAUGAGGUUACCUUUGGCGUCUAUGUCAUGACGCCUACCGAGAAGCUUGUCUUCAACACGAUUGUCCUUACCAUCUUCACCGCCCUCUUCUAUGCGCUCUUCUGGGGGUUCCAGCCGUUUGUCGUCAACGCCCUGUGUCGGCUGAUAUACUACAUGACCGGUUCCCUUUCGAAUGCACCCCAGCUGUGCACAUGA